Racocetra persica is the source of this 188-nucleotide messenger RNA. Lineage: Eukaryota; Fungi; Glomeromycota; Glomeromycetes; Diversisporales; Gigasporaceae. The record is from the annotation of a GenBank genome assembly.
UAAAUUCUAUUGAUAUGGAUUCAGAAAAACAAUUAUAUAAAGAAGUUGCACAAUUUUUAGUUGAUCGUAUUUCCAAGGCUGAUCAUUUUUUAUGGACCUAUCAUAAAUAUAAACAGUUGAAUAAUUUAUAUCAUAACUGUGGAGGCACUAUUCGAAUUAAUAUUGAUCAAUUAAAUAAUUUAGUUGUA